AUGCCUGACGGCAAUUCCCAGGCGAUCCUCGGGGAUUCUCUCCCGGGAUCGCUGGUGUCGCCGUCGUCAAGGCCGGACUUUGCAUUCCAGUCCCCCAAGUUGCAGCCCUUCUGCGGCGAUCCCGAGGGAUGGGGACCGUUAAGCAACAUUCGGUUCGAUCUGACCCCGUGUUUUCUGGAUCUGGGUGUCGCUAUCGUGGCAGCAUGGGGUCUGAUCAUGGGAGCAGGUGCCCUGUGGUUCCUGUUCAAAAAGCGAGUCCCUGAGCCUGUCUCGAAGAACUGGCAUUUCUACACCAAAUUGACCGUCUUAGCCGCUUUGAUGUUCACGACCGCCCUCCAAGCUGCGAUCCAAGUCGAGACCGAUCCGAAUACCUGGUUUGCCGACUUUAGAUUCUGGAGCUCGCUGCUGGUUUUUGCCUCGCUCGGCGUGAUUUUUGCGGUUCAAUACUACGAGCAUUGGCGCAGUCGACAACCCAACGGCGUCGUCCUCUUCUAUUGGCUUUUCUUCGUCAUUGCUUAUGGCAUUAAACUCCGAUCGCUCGUGGCACAACACGCAUACCAGGAUCGGCUACCGUACUUUGUUUGCUUCAACGUGAGCCUGGGGCUGGCAAUUCUUGAAUUUGCGCUGGAGUACCUGGUCCCAAAAAAGCAGAGCGCCUACAACGCAUUGGGUGACGAGGAUGAGUGUCCGUACGAGUAUGCCGAUAUCUUCUCGGUCUUGACUUUCAGUUGGAUGACUCCAAUGAUGAAAUUCGGGUACAACAACUUCCUAACCCAAGACGAUCUGUGGAACCUUCGACGACGGGAUACAACUCAAGCCACCGGAAACACGUUGGAGGACAAAUGGCAGCAGGAACUUGAGAAACCGAAGCCAUCCUUGUGGAGUGCGCUGUUCAGGGCAUUUGGAUCUUCCUAUUUCCGAGCAGCAAUCAUCAAGUGCGGCAGCGAUAUGCUUGCAUUUGUUCAGCCACAGCUUCUGCGCAUUCUGAUCGACUUCGUCAAUUCAUACCGGACAGAUGACCCUCAACCUGUCAUCAGAGGCGUUGCAAUCGCCUUGGGGAUGUUUCUCGUUUCGGUGUCUCAGACUCUGUGUCUUCAUCAGUAUUUCCAGAGGGCUUUUGACACUGGUAUGCGGGUGAAGUCGGGAUUAACCGCGAUGAUUUAUGCCAAAUCUCUGCGCCUUUCUAGCGAGGGACGUGCCUCGAAGACCACUGGUGAUAUCGUCAACCACAUGGCUGUCGACCAGCAACGUUUGUCUGACCUGACCCAAUUUGGUAUUCAGCUCUGGUCGGCACCUUUCCAAAUUACCCUUUGCAUGAUCUCCCUGUAUCAGCUCAUUGGCGUUAGUAUGUUUGCUGGUAUUGCCAUGAUGAUCUUGAUGAUUCCGCUGAAUGGAGUGAUCGCUCGGAUGAUGAAGCGCUUGCAGCUCAAGCAGAUGAAAAACAAAGACGCACGUUCGAGAUUGAUGACUGAAAUUCUGAACAGCAUCAAGAGCAUUAAGCUCUACGCCUGGAACACCGCUUUUAUGAACAAACUUAGUCACAUCCGUAAUGACCUCGAGCUGAACACUCUCCGGAAAAUCGGUGCCACUCAGUCCAUUGCCAACUUCACCUGGCAGUCGACCCCGUUCCUUGUUUCAUGCUCCACUUUCACGGUUUUUGCACUGAUCGAUAGUCGUCCCUUGACCACCAGUGUUGUUUUCCCCGCGUUGACGCUUUUCAAUCUGUUGACCUUCCCUCUCUCGAUCUUACCAAUGGUCAUCACCGCUGUAAUUGAAGCUUCGGUGGCCAUUAACCGUCUGACGAACUAUUUCACCGCAGAAGAGCUGCAGACCAAUGCCGUCAAAUAUGAGGAUGCAGUUGCUCACAUUGGGGAUGAGUCCGUCCGGAUCAGCGAAGCCUCGUUUACCUGGGACCGCUAUGAUGGCACUCAUGUUAUCGAGAACAUCGACUUCAGCGCUCGCAAAGGAGAGCUCAGCUGCAUCGUUGGCCGGGUUGGUGCCGGGAAAUCGUCCCUUCUGCAGUCGCUCCUUGGGGAUCUGUGGAGAACCGAUGGAGAGGUCGUGGUGCGCGGCCGCAUCGCCUACGUUGCGCAAUCGGCGUGGGUGAUGAAUGCCAGCGUGCGCGAGAACAUUGUUUUUGGACACAAGUGGGAUCCUCAGUUCUACGACCUGACUGUGGAAGCGUGUGCUUUGUUGGACGAUUUCAAGAAUCUGCCAGAUGGCGACCAGACUGAGGUCGGAGAGAGGGGAAUCUCUCUCUCCGGUGGACAGAAGGCCCGUUUGACCCUUGCUAGAGCGGUGUAUGCUCGUGCGGACGUUUACCUACUUGACGACGUCUUGUCCGCAGUCGACCAGCAUGUCGGCAGACACCUUAUUAACAAGGUCCUUGGACGCACCGGUAUCCUUAGCACCAAAACUAGAAUCCUUGCUACAAACGCCAUUCCAGUUCUGAAGGAAGCCGAUUUCAUCGGCCUUUUGCGAAACAAAACCUUGAUUGAGAAGGGAACGUACGAGCAGCUGCUUGCUAUGAAAGGCGAAGUUGCCAACCUCGUCCGGACCACGAUGAACGACUCGGAUGACGAUGGCUCAAGCAGUAGCGAUGGACCUGGCCUUGCCAGUGCUGAAAGCUCGGAAUCUGCUACGGUGACCGAUAAUCUGGACUCGGACGCCUCCGACCAAGAGGAGGCUGAGCAGGAAGUUGGCUCCCUCCUUCCUAUUCGAUCUGGCCAUCAGCGACGCUCAAGCACCGUGACUUUGCGACGUGCCAGCACUGUCAGCUGGUCCGGCCCCAGACGGAAGCUCGCUGAUGAGGAGAACGUUCUGAAGUCGAAACAAACCCAGGAAACCUCGCAGCAAGGCAAGGUUAAAUGGAGUGUUUAUGGUGAAUAUGCCAAGAACAGCAACAUCAUCGCUGUGUGUUUCUACCUGGUCGCCCUCCUGGGCGCUCAAACCGCCCAAGUUGCCGGUAGUUACUGGCUGAAGUAUUGGUCGGAGCAGAGUGAACUGAACCCGCAUCUCAAGGUUGGAAAAUACAUCGGUAUCUAUUUAGCCUUUGGUAUUGGAUCUUCUGCGUUGGUCAUCGUGCAAAACCUUAUCUUAUGGAUAUUCUGCUCGAUUGAAGCGUCGCGGAAACUCCACGAGCGGAUGGCGUUCUCCAUCUUCCGUUCUCCCAUGAGCUUUUUCGAGACUACGCCGUCUGGACGGAUUCUCAAUCGAUUCUCGAGUGAUGUUUACCGUAUUGAUGAGGUUCUCGCUCGCACAUUCAACAUGCUGUUCGGAAACUCCGCCAAGGCAAUCUUCACGAUGGUUGUCAUCGCCUCCGGGACUCCCGCCUUCAUCUUAUUGAUCAUCCCGUUGAGUUACGUUUACUUCAGCUACCAGAAGUAUUAUCUGCGUACCUCUCGGGAGUUGAAACGCUUGGACAGUGUUACUCGCAGUCCAAUCUUUGCCCAUUUCCAGGAGUCUCUUGGAGGCAUCUCGACUAUCCGUGCCUAUCGACAGGAGAACCGGUUUACUCUGGAGAACGAAUGGCGUAUGGAUGCGAACCUCCGGGCUUAUUUCCCGUCCAUCAGCGCCAAUCGAUGGUUGGCUGUCCGUCUCGAGUUCAUUGGUUCGGUCAUCAUCUUGUCAUCCGCGGUCCUCUCAAUCAUCUCGGUCUCGACCGGUAGUGGCAUCUCUGCAGGAAUGGUUGGUCUGGCCAUGUCGUAUGCUCUCCAGAUCACCCAAUCUCUCAACUGGAUCGUCCGACAGACGGUCGAGGUGGAGACCAACAUUGUCUCCGUGGAGCGUGUUCUGGAGUAUGCCAACCUCCCCAGCGAGGCACCCGAUGUGAUUUUCAAGCACCGUCCGGCGAUUGGCUGGCCGGCGCAAGGCGCGGUUUCCUUCAACAACUACAGCACACGUUACCGCCCAGGACUCGACCUCGUCCUCAAGGAUAUCACGCUAGACAUUAAACCGCACGAGAAGAUUGGCGUGGUGGGCCGUACGGGAGCAGGCAAGAGUUCCCUGACUCUAGCGCUCUUCCGUAUCAUUGAAGCGGCUCGCGGACACAUUAGUAUUGAUGGGCUGAACGUGUCUACCAUUGGUUUGUUGGAUCUGCGCGGCCGUUUGGCCAUCAUCCCCCAGGAUCCUGCCAUGUUUGAGGGCACCGUCCGAGAUAAUCUGGAUCCUCGCCACGCACAUGACGACACCGAACUGUGGAGUGUCCUGGAGCACGCACGACUAAAGGAUCACGUUGCGCAAAUGGAGGGUCAGCUCGAUGCCCGAAUCCAGGAAGGAGGAUCCAAUCUAAGUCAAGGCCAGCGCCAGCUGGUUAAUCUUGCACGGGCUUUGCUGACGCCUAGUAAUAUUCUUGUGCUUGAUGAGGCCACAGCUGCGGUGGAUGUGGAAACGGAUGCAUUGCUUCAACGCACCUUGCGCAGUAGCAUCUUCUCGGAUCGCACCAUCAUCACCAUUGCCCAUCGCAUUAACACGAUCAUCGACUCCGACCGGAUCGUGGUGCUAGACAAGGGCCGGGUGGCCGAGUUCGACACGCCCAAGGAGCUGAUCAAGCGUGGCGGUAAGUUCUACGAGCUAGUCAAGGAGGCCGGUUUGCUUGAGGGCGAAGGCCUGGCACUGGUGCAAUGA
Molecule: messenger RNA, 4626 nt
Organism: Aspergillus melleus
Lineage: Eukaryota; Fungi; Ascomycota; Eurotiomycetes; Eurotiales; Aspergillaceae
Gene: YCF1
Product: ATP-binding cassette glutathione S-conjugate transporter YCF1
Exons: 9
Coding region: 1-4626 (1541 amino acids)
Biological process (GO): transmembrane transport
Cellular component (GO): membrane
Molecular function (GO): ATP hydrolysis activity; ATP binding; ABC-type transporter activity
Source: RefSeq, a predicted model, not a curated record